GAACGUUGCGCCUAAACGUUUUAAGAGCUACGUCGUGAUUGGUGGAGGGAGGAAUAAAGAGGCUGCUGAUUGGCUGAGAGUCGUCCCCGCGCUUUGCCUGCUAGCAGACGUCAUCACGGCCGAGGAAAGUAACAUUGAGGUGGACGAUAUACAUACAAGAAGGGGUCCCACUGCCUCUACGCAAGACUGACCAUUCCCUCCCACUCCCCAUGAGGUUACCCUGCGGCAGAGAACAACAACAGGAUCCACCGAACCUUCACCACCAAAACCACCAGCUCCGCCAUCAUCCGACCUCCCUCCUCCUCCACCUCUGUCACCCACCACCACCACCACUGCUACCACACCAUGAAAGAGGAGAUCUCGGCAGCCGUUCUCUUCCUGUCCAAACUGGUCAGCGGGAAUGCCAACCUGUCCGAGGAGAUGGUGGCCAAGUUUGAGCAUCGUCUGAGUGAGCUGCUUCAGGAGCGUUUUAGCAAUCACUGGCACCCAGAGCGGCCGUGGCAGGGCCAGGGGUACCGCUGCCUCAGAGUGAAUGAGGUCACCCGCAAGGAGCCGACCAUCGAGCGAGCGGCACAGGACUGCGGGCUCAAGUACAAGGACCUCAACCUGCCUGUGGAGUUGACCAUCUGGGUGGACCCGGAGGAGGUGUGCUGCCGCUUCGGGGAGCAGAAGGGCUCCUGCUGCACCGUGGCCACGUUCAGGGAUGGUAACAAGGAGAACUACAUCGAGAGGUUUGACUUCUCGCAGAUCAAGCGCCCCAACUCCACGCCGUCUGUGCUGUCGAAAGACUCGGAGGUGUUGAAGGAGAGGAAGAUGAAUGUCAAUGGCAUGGCGCCCCACCCCACCAGCAGCAGCAGCCCCCCUUCCAGCACCCAGUCCACGCCCACCAAAAAACCCUUCAUGCCCAGCUACGGGGCUUACAGCGGGAGGAACCAGAGCUCUCCCACGCGGGGCAGCAGCGGCGUGGGGGGCAGCAUGAGGGACAGGCGGCCGUUUGGGAGCUACCACAACCACUACAGCUCCGGGCCGCUCAACCACCGCACCAGCACGCACCUCCAGAACGGAUCGUUCUCACCCCCUUUCUACAAAACGCAGUCCUGGGUUAACCUAAGUCAGACCCCACCGCCCCCACCCCCCCCAACUCAGGCUCACCUCCCCCUGCUAAGCUCCGCUGGGUUUAUUUACUCCCCAACAGCCCCGCCACACUACUCGCACUCACAGAUGCCUCCCCAGUUCACGCGCUCCCCCCCAACCAUGGCCCCACAGAAGUUCAAGUGGAAUGCGAACAGCUAUCCACGUAACGAUCGCCAUCAGUGGUUCGGACACCGGGCCUUGGCUCGGGUGUAGGGCCAUGGGCAAGGCUAGGGGGCUGUCGGACACACACGUCGGCGCCAGGCAGGCAGAGUGAGGGUUUGAGUUAUCAUGUGGACGUCACACUGACUUGGUAAACAUACCCCCCCCCGAUGUGAUAGCUAUAGCAUUAUGUGUACUCUCGGCUUUGGUUUGUAGAAUUCUCCUCCUCAUCCUCCCCCGCUUUCUACACUCGGUAGAAUCCGAUCUCACUAGAGUUAACUUUUUUUUCCUGUGUUUUUGUUAGUGACGGUUAAAAUGACGCCCCGCGGUAGAUCGUUUGGUGCCUGGCGUCGUGUGUGAGCGUGUGUGCGUUUGUGUGCGUGUACGUGUGUGCCUGGUGGCUCCCUAGCGCCUGGCACUGGCUCCCUGCAGGGCCUCAGGGGGGUAGGGUAGGGAGGCACCUUGAGUAAGUUCAAGAUAGAAACCUCUUAACUUAAAAGAUAUAUAAAGUAACUAUGUAUAAUGUUUGUUAUUUAUUCUUAGUGAAGUUUACUCAAGUUACAAUUAGUUUUCCUCUGAUAAGGUACAAAGACUUCAAUAUCACUUAGGCUGUAAGUGAGUCCUGCUCCUUGCAACAGAUUCUCCGAGGCAGAGGCUGAGGAAGGGGCAGCGUCGGAAGUCCUCUCCGGCGCUGACAGAUUAUCGUACUCGCCGCAUUGCAUUUUCGCAGUUUCUGAUUGACAACCAUAGCAAAAACAAGCAAACAAACAUCACUACCGAGCAGUCUUAACGCUAACUCUAACUUUCUAUCGUUAUUUGUGUUGGUACGAGAGUUUGUGGCUUGAAAACGUUGGAUACAAUGUCCGGUACGAUGAUUUGGCAGUGUUGGUCGCCUCCCUCGCUGCCCCUUAGUAAAAUUCACAAGUUAACAAGCCCCUGUACAGAAGGUUACGUUUUGAAACUGCUCGGGUGUGCCCACUCAUCUGUGAUUCCAUCGUCAACCGACCCUUCUCUAGAGUUCAAAGGAUUACGAGUUAGGAAAAGAAUCACGUCUGAUCAUAGCUUCUUCGGUUAGUUUGACCUUUUUUUUUGCAGAGCAGAUAUUUAAAGUUUUUAGGAAGUUUUACAUACUCUAUAGACAUAUAUAUGAAGUUUUGAUGAGUUUACAAAAAUAAUUAUAAUAAUGACAGUUUGUUUAGAAGCACUUAUACCUCAGUAAGAAUGGACCAGUAUUUAUGGUAAUUGCUGUAACCUUUUUUUGUAGUGCUUGACCAGUGUUAG
Molecule: messenger RNA, 2574 nt
Organism: Eriocheir sinensis (Chinese mitten crab)
Lineage: Eukaryota; Metazoa; Arthropoda; Malacostraca; Decapoda; Varunidae
Product: protein BTG3-like
Exons: 4
Coding region: 346-1347 (333 amino acids)
Biological process (GO): negative regulation of mitotic cell cycle; negative regulation of cell population proliferation
Cellular component (GO): nucleus; cytoplasm
Source: RefSeq, a predicted model, not a curated record